UUUUUGUAGUUACCCCUCUGUUUAAAUAAAAACCCUUACCUGCAUUUGGAUCUACCCUCUCUUUGUGUUUUCCCAAACCCAACCGUGACAGAAGGACUCCAUCAUGCCUAGAUCCAGCGGUGUGAGAUUUCGAAUCGGUUCCCCAGCCACCAUGGAGGAACGGAGGGGGAGAUUCCGGAACUUAACCACCCUUCAUCAAGAGGGAAGGGAGGUGGGUGGCCUGGCGCAAUUGUUUUGGACUUUGGCAGUCGGGUUAGGUUACAAUGAUGCAGCACUAAAGGAUUGGUUUAAUAAUUGCCUGGAUGAUCCUUUACCUCAAUGGGAGAUGAAGGGGUUAGAGAUCCUGGACUUUUGGGGGUUUACCAAUUACCUGCACCAUCGUGCUCAGUGGAAUGCAACAACCACACCAGAGUUUCCAGACAAGGCGGCCAGCUCAGCCCCACAACCCAAGAUGGCCACCAGCCCAGCCCCACAGCCCAAGAUGGCCGCCAGCCUAGCGCCACAGCUCAAGAUGGCCGCCAGCCCAGCACCACAGCACAAGAUGGCCGACUCAACGCCACCGACUCUCCAUCGUAGAGGGCGGAGGAGGAGACAGGCAGCUACUGUUCCUCAGGACCCGGAGAACGUUCCCGAGCGGGCGGCUGCCGUCCAUGAGGCCAUUCCCGAUGCGGUGCCCGCUGCUGUUCCGGAGGCGGUGGCCGAGGCUGUUCCCGAUGCGGUGCCCGCUGCUGUUCCGGAGGCCGAGGCGGUGACCGAAGCCGUUCCCGAUGCGAUUCCCGUUGCUGUUCCGGAGGCCGGGGCGGUGGCCGAGGUCGUUCCCGAUGCGGUGCCCGCUGCUGCUCCGGAGGCCGAGGCUGUUCCCGAGGCGGUGCCUGAUGCAGUUCCCGAGGCGGUGCCCGAUGCAGUUCCCGAGGCGGUGCCCGAUGCUGUUCCCGAGGCGGUGCCCGAUGCUGUUCCCGAGGCGGUGCCCGAUGCAGUUCCCGAGGCGGUGCCCGAUGCAGUUCCCGAGGCGGUGCCCGAUGCAGUUCCCGAGGCGGUGCCCGAUGCAGUUCCCGAGGCGGUGCCCGAUGCAGUUCCCGAGGCGGUGCCCGAUGCUGUUCCCGAGGCGGUGCCCGAUGCUGUUCCCGAGGCGGUGCCCGAUGCUGUUCCCGAGGCGGUGCCCGAUGCAGUUCCCGAGGCGGUGCCCGAUGCAGUUCCCGAUGCGGUGACCACAAGGCCGUGGUGGUCUUCUACUCCGCCCUGGGGGACUCUGGCGGUGACCACGAGGACGUGGUGGUCGUCCGCUCCACCCUGGGGGACUCGGGCGGUGACCACGAGGACGUGGUGGUCGUCCGCUCCGCUCUGGGGGACUCCGGCGGUGACCAUGAGGACGUGGUGGUCUUCUGCUCCGCCCUGGUGGACUCCGGCCUCAACCACAAAGACGUGGUGGUCUUCCGCUCCGCCCUGGAGGGCUUUGACUUUGACCACAAGGCCGUGGUGGUCUUCCGCUCCGCCCUGGUGGACUCCGGCCUCGACCACAAAGAUGUGGUGGUCAUCUGCUCCGUCCUGGUGGACGCCUCAACAUGCCCUUCAUGGACUUAUGUUUUGUGUUUUUUGAGUUCUGUUUCUGUCUGUUCCUUUUAGUUUGGUCUGGCCCUCCUUCCCUCCCCCUGAGCCUCCACCUGUCCGCCUCCCUCCUGGACUCCUUGUUUUGUGUUGCACCUUUCCAUUCCUCCUGGUUGCUCCUGUCCCUGUUUUCUGUCCCUCCGUCCCUCCCCCUGGUCCGCCGCCGUUCCACCUCCCUCCUGCCUCUUUUUCUGUUGGGGUUUUCCUGGGUUUAGGUGGAGCAUCUGGUAGCUGCUCCGUAGGGAGGGGGUAAUGUCACGCUGCCAGUCUUUGUUUUCCUGGGUGUUCCCUAGUGAGCUCACUUCCCCUUAGGCACUUCACCAUAGGCACUUUAAUUCCGCUAGUCUGGUUGUGUCUUCACAGUAAUUGCACUCCAAUUAGAAUCGCACAGGUGUUGACAAUACUCUGUCAUUAGUUUCCCUAUAUAGAGCUGUCUUUCUCUGUUGUCAUCAUGGAGUCCUUACCCUAUGUGUCUCAUGCUCUCGUUCCCCCGAGACUUCCUCUACCUUCUCAUUCUUCCGAGUUCCCCGUUUCAUCCGGUUCCCUCUUUUGGUUACGUUUGUCUCUCAUGAUUGUUUAUUUUUGUAGUUACCCCUCUGUUUAAAUAAAAACCCUUACCUGCAUUUGGAUCUACCCUCUCUUUGUGUUUUCCCAAACCCAACCGUGAC
This is a messenger RNA of Carassius gibelio (silver crucian carp), 2273 nucleotides long. RefSeq lists its product as uncharacterized. The record is from RefSeq and is a predicted model, not a curated record. The transcript is spliced from 2 exons. The coding region runs from base 104 to 1597 and encodes 497 amino acids. NCBI's taxonomy places the organism in Eukaryota, Metazoa, Chordata, Actinopteri, Cypriniformes, Cyprinidae.